CACGCACUCCACGAUACACUGCAAUCCAUCAACAUAGCUAUAUCGAGCAUAAAUUUGUGCAAGUCUCAUCGUCCGUCCUUUGUUAGAAAAGCAUCCAUAAGGACCAAACCUUCCCAAGGCUUUCAAAGAAGGAGACUGUACACACUCACCUUACAGUUGCCCCGACAACAAACAUAAACAUUGAGGGCCCCUAUCUAGAAAUCCUCACCUUCUACACCAUAAAGUAGCCAUGUCGCAAUCCACUUCAUCGCGGUCGAAAUCAUCGUCCUCUAAGAAGGACCCUUCCAAGGUUCAUAAGCUUGCAUUGAAGGGAUCUUCAAAGGUUGUCAAUGAGUUUUUCGAAUAUUCGAUAAACACGAUCCUGUUUCAACGUGGCGUUUACCCAGCAGAGGAUUUCACUGCAGUCAAGAAGUAUGGCUUGACGAUGAUGAUAACGGCCGAUGAUCAGGUCAAGGCAUAUAUCAAGAAGAUCAUGGGCCAGCUGAAAGAAUGGAUGUACGGUGGAAAGAUAUCUAAGCUGGUUGUUGUAAUCACCAGUAAAGAGACAGGCGAACAUGUGGAGCGAUGGCAGUUUGAUGUACAAAUUUUUGGAAAAGGCUCCAAGAGUAAGACAUCAAAACGGUCGACCGAGAAAGAGAAUUCCGCACCAGAGGCCAAUGAAGGCACAGCCGACAAGACGGAUGAAGAGAUCCAGGCCGAGAUUCAGUCUAUUUUCCGCCAGAUCACUGCCUCUGUUACCUUCCUGCCGAUGUUAGACGGUAAUUGCACCUUCAACGUUUUGGUCUAUGCGGAUGCGGACUCAGAAGUGCCGCUUGAAUGGGGCGACAGUGAUGCAAAGGAGAUCAAGAAUGGGGAAAAGGUGCAGCUGCGAAGUUUCAGUACGAGCAACCAUCGUGUCGAUACUCUCGUUAGCUACAGGUAAGCCUCAUCUCCCUGUUACAUUAAUGGUACUGACGGAUUCCAGGCUAGCCGACUAAUUGGUUUAUCUUCUGGGUUCCACGAGUACGGCGUGUUGUCGCACAGGAAGAUGUGUUCGGGAGUAAGGCGUCUAGGAUCAUCAACUCACUGCAAGCUUGGUACAUUGAAGGCGUAUUAUAACUUUUCGGCCUCCUGCUGAUCACAGAUGGUAUACUCUGUAAUUUAACGAUCAACUUUCUCGAUUCUGAACAGAACUACGGAAGCAACUAUACAC
This is a messenger RNA of Aaosphaeria arxii CBS 175.79, 1192 nucleotides long. Its product is annotated as mitotic spindle checkpoint component mad2. Gene Ontology annotation, biological process: mitotic spindle assembly checkpoint signaling. The record is from RefSeq and is a predicted model, not a curated record. The transcript is spliced from 7 exons. The coding region runs from base 230 to 922 and encodes 230 amino acids. Gene Ontology annotation, cellular component: kinetochore; nucleoplasm; cytoplasm. Lineage: Eukaryota; Fungi; Ascomycota; Dothideomycetes; Pleosporales.